Molecule: messenger RNA, 2322 nt
Organism: Hippocampus comes (tiger tail seahorse)
Lineage: Eukaryota; Metazoa; Chordata; Actinopteri; Syngnathiformes; Syngnathidae
Gene: ckmt2a
Product: creatine kinase, mitochondrial 2a (sarcomeric)
Biological process (GO): phosphocreatine biosynthetic process
Cellular component (GO): mitochondrion
Molecular function (GO): creatine kinase activity
Source: RefSeq, a predicted model, not a curated record
GAUCGGCCCUCACGUGGUUUAAAUGGGGCGGGGCCUAGUACGAGGGGAGCGUGUAAAGCUCAUUAAGAGAAGACGGUCGGCUUCGAGGCACAGCAGCUUCUGCACAGCUCCUCCACGUGUGACUGAAAGCUCAGGUAAAGAUGGCGAACUCCUUCGCGCGCCUGAUGUUGGGCCGCAACACUGCCGCCCUGCUGGCCACCAUGGGGGUGGGCACCAUGUCCGCCGGUUUUCUGUUGAGCGACGGGAGUUCUUUGGCGGCGGAGGCAAGGAAGAAGCUCUAUCCUGCCAGCUCCGACUUCCCCGACCUUCGCAAGCACAACAACUGCAUGGCCACGGCGCUGACACCGGCCAUUUACGCCAAACUGCGGGACAAGGUCACAUCCAACAAUUGGACUUUGGACCAGUGCAUCCAGACGGGCGUGGACAACCCCGGGCAUCCUUUCAUCAAGACCGUGGGCUGCGUGGCUGGCGACGAGGAGAGCUAUGAGGUAUUUGCGGAUCUCUUUGACCCGGUCAUCAAGGACCGCCACAAUGGAUACGACCCCAAAACCAUGACCCACCCCACGGAUCUGGACGCCUCCAAGGUGCUCACGUGCCACUCCGCUGCCAUAUUGCCGCCAACCAUUUCCUCCUCAAAAACGACACUGUGUCCUCGUCUUUUUUUUUUGCGCGUGGCCGUCACGGCGCUGGGUGGCCUCAAGGGAGACCUGGCAGGGCGCUACUACAGCCUGGCAGAGAUGACCGAGAGUGAGCAGCAGCAGCUCAUCGAUGACCACUUCCUGUUUGACAAGCCCGUGUCUCCCCUGCUGACAUGCGCCUUCAUGGCGCGAGACUGGCCUGACGCCAGGGGCAUCUGGCACAACAACGAGAAGACCUUCCUGAUCUGGAUUAACGAAGAGGACCACACCAGAGUCAUCUCCAUGGAGAAGGGGGGCAACAUGAAGAGGGUCUUUGAGAGAUUCUGCAGAGGACUUAAGCAGGUGGAACAUCUGAUCCAGGAGAGGGGCUGGGAGUUCAUGUGGAACGAACAUCUGGGCUACAUUCUCACUUGUCCCUCCAACCUGGGCACGGGGCUCAGGGCGGGCGUGCACGUGCGCCUUCCCAAACUCAGCAAGGAUCCCCGCUUCUCCAAGAUCUUGGACAACUUGCGUCUGCAGAAAAGGGGUACGGGUGGCGUGGACACGGCGGCCACAGGCGACACCUUUGACAUCUCCAACAAUGAUCGUCUGGGCAAGUCAGAGGUGGAGCUGGUGCAGGUGGUGGUGGACGGCGUCAACUACCUGAUCGAGUGCGAAAAGAGGCUGGAGAAGGGCCAAGACAUCAAGGUCCCGCCUCCCAUCGCCAUGUUUCGCAAAUAGAGGAUACAUGCAAGCGCAACCCACACAUCAGUAAAAGCUCUAGAUUAUGCUUGGGACUUCCUCUUGCCUCUUUUCACUUUCUGCACCAUAUGCAUAGACACGUCACACGAUCGCAAAAGAUUACAUCUAUUCCUGGGAAUGUCUGCUUGUGGACCUCAAAUCGAUAUAAAUCAAUCUCCCGGAUGCCAUGUUAUUAACCUGUCACUUGUUGCCAGGCAGAUUUAUGGCAGUCAUCCGUGCCACAAAGUCAAACUUGGGGCGCACCAUUGAAGUCCGUUUUAAACACAUGUUGCUCAGAAAAAUUCAUUGGAGCACAAUCCUUGGUGUCCCAAAAUAAAGAUUUAGCAAGCACUUGUUGCUAGGCAGAAUUAUUCACCCCCUUGCCAAAAGCCACCUUUAAAAAAAAAAAAACAAAACUUGUGCAAUCACUUGUUGCUGGGUAGGAUUCAUGCUGCCCUAAAAUCCAGUCACUUGCUAGAGAAAAUUUAAGGGGCAUAAUCAUUGGUGCCCUAAUCUCCAAUUGAAAAAGUUGCUCAUUUGAGCUGUCACUUGCUUGCUGCUUGACACAAUUCGAGUUUGUUGGUGUUGGGUACCCCCUUGUACAAUUAAAUCACCCAUUUGUGCACUGGGUGGGGUGGGUCAUUCCAACUCAAAUCACAUUUAGGCAGUUACAUAUUUAUUUCUUACUUGGGAAAAAUGUGUACGGAACUAUUUAAUAGUGCCGAAAAGUCCAAUUAAAUCACACUAUUGCGCAGUCACGAGUUGCUUGUUAGAAUUAGUCGGACACAAUCAUUGAUGCUAAAAUAAAAGAAGUCUCACAUAUGUAUCAUCACUUGUUACUUGGCAUAAUUCAGAGAAACAGAAUUAACAGGUUACGUACAUAUGAAGAAAGCAUUUGACACAUUUUGUCAAAAACAUCUUUCAGGACAUCAUUCUGGACACACCACAGCCCGACUACUUGCUC